AUGGCAGAAGAAGCUCCAGCACCCGCCGUCGCCGCAGCGCCGGCUAAAGCACCGAAGAAGAAGGCGGCGUCCAAACCUAGAAAAGCGGGACCCAGCGUUGGCGAGCUUAUCGUUAAAGCUGUGUCUGCCUCUAAGGAGAGAAGCGGGGUUUCACUCGCCGCUGUGAAGAAAGCCUUGGCUGCAGGUGGCUACGACGUAGAGAAGAACAACUCCCGCGUCAAACUUGCAGUCAAGAGCUUGGUAACUAAAGGCACCCUUGUCCAGACCAAAGGCACAGGCGCAUCUGGUUCUUUCAAGCUAAACAAGAAGGCGGAGGCUACUCAGAAGCCUGCCAAGAAAGUCGCGCCGAAAGCCAAGAAACCGGCAGCUAAGAAGCCCGCUGCCGCCAAGAAGCCCAAGAAGGCAGCGGCAAAGAAGCCAGCUGCGGCCAAGAAGUCCCCCAAGAAGGCAAAGAAACCAGCCGCCGCUCCAAAGAAAGCCGCCAAGAGCCCCAAAAAGGCCAAGAAGCCAGCAGCGCCCAAAAAGGCGACCAAGAGCCCCAAGAAAGCCAAGCCUAAAGCAGCUAAACCCAAGGCAGCCAAGGCGAAGAAGGCAGCCCCCAAAAAGAAGUAA
Chanos chanos (milkfish) is the source of this 612-nucleotide messenger RNA. Its product is annotated as histone H1-like. NCBI's taxonomy places the organism in Eukaryota, Metazoa, Chordata, Actinopteri, Gonorynchiformes, Chanidae. Bases 1 to 612 code for a protein of 203 amino acids. The transcript has a single exon. Gene Ontology annotation, biological process: nucleosome assembly. The record is from RefSeq and is a predicted model, not a curated record. Gene Ontology annotation, cellular component: nucleosome. Gene Ontology annotation, molecular function: structural constituent of chromatin; DNA binding.